ACAAAUUCGGGGAUAUUUACCAGAACUCACAAAGAAAAAAGUAGUUAAUAGACACAAGAGGGCGAAGCAGAAUUUGGAGCAGAAGAAAGAAGAGAACAAAGAGUACUACGACAGAAACAAAAGGACGAAGGAAGCUGGUAUCAAAAAGGGUGACAUCGUCAUUUGA
Molecule: messenger RNA, 166 nt
Organism: Paramuricea clavata
Lineage: Eukaryota; Metazoa; Cnidaria; Anthozoa; Malacalcyonacea; Plexauridae
Source: the annotation of a GenBank genome assembly